AUGAGUUGGCUGUGAGUAUGAAAAAGCAGCAGUGAGAGAGAGAGGGAGAGGAAGCUUGAUAAGCGGCUUGGGAAAUGACUGUUGAUGUUUGUGUGUUGUAUGCAGAGACAUUGUGGUGCCGGACAUGAGCAGUGACAGCAGCUCCAAGAAGCGUUAUGUAUCAACCCUCAGGAUGUACAUCGGACCCACCAACACUUCCCCUGGGCAGGGAAAAAACGUCUUGGCAGCCAGGACCACUUCUGCUACUGUCACUAGGACUGGGAUAGACACAGUCUCUGGUACAGGUAAGAGACAGCCAUAGCGUGUGUGUGUUCAGUCUGUGUGCAUGUUCAGUGUGUGUGCGUGUUCAGUGUGUGUGUGUGUGUUCAGUGUUAAUGCGUGCGUGCGUGUGUGUAAUGUAUGUGGUGGUGGUGGGGGUGGGGGGGGGGGGGGUCUAGGAGUGUAACUAUUGGCAUUACUGUCUAGUUGUUCGGGUCAACAUUGUAAUAAACAAGUUAGAACAGACGUUUAUCUCAGAGAUUGCACAGCUGAAUGAACCCUAACCACACACCAUGACUUUCAUUUUCAGACAGCUUGUUUUACAUGACAAUGAUUUUUAUUAGUUUUGUUUCUGCUUACCAGGUUGAUAUUGCAGAUGUUAACAUCUUCUAUUGUGUUUGGACUCUGUACUUCUUGAGUACUGGCUUUUGUUUUGUCGUUGUUUAUAGUUACAGUGCAGAACUUCCACUGCUAUCCACCUAACAAAAUGUUUGAACAUGUAUGUAUUGAGAUGUAUUAUGUGUACUUCCUUAUACGUGCACCAUCAAAGCGCAUAGCAUGUACAGUAUUUAAUGUAUUUUCUGAUUUUCCUAAUUAGCAUUGGCUUCAUGCCCAUUACCUGAGAAGUGAAGGGUGCAGGAAUCUACAUGCUCAGUUGUUUGUGAGUGCAUUUAAAGGCCAUGCUGUUAACGGUUCUCGUUUUGAACAACCUGAGGGAGGGGUUUGGAGAAAAAACAUGAGUCCCCCCGCCCUCAGCCUCCUUUAUACAUGUUUUGUGAUUGUGUUUCUCUCAGAGUGUAGUAUCCUAAAAACCUGUGAUGGUGUAUGACAUUACUGUGACAGUUCCAUCCACACUUGAAAGUAAAAGAGGCGUAUAAGCAGAGUGCAAAUUAUAUCGUUACAUUCGGGGGGCUCAAUUAUUUAUUACAUUCAUUGAUGAUGUGAUAAUCACAGCUAAGUCAGUUCUAGAAGGCAGAUGGAUUUUGGAGGAUCUGGAAGAGCUCACCAAAUGGGCCAGAAUGGAGUUCAAGCCUGAAAAAGGGAAGUGUCCAGAAACGGUACCAAUUCAAGAUUGGAGAGGAGACCAUUCCCCACCGUCAGGAUGGGUAUGGUCCUGGGGAAGUGGUAAAGUUCUCUGGUCUAGAGGCACCAAGGUGGUCCACCUCGAGCCUGGGGAAGUGGUACAGGGCUGAGCUCAAUGACAAAGAGAGUGUGAAGGAGAUGCUCUUGCAAGCCGACACGUGGAUGACAUCUCUGAAGAAGAGCGGCCUACCAGGCAAGUUUAAGGCAUGUGGCUACCAACACAGGGUACUUCCCAGACUCCUCUGGCCACUGCUUGUCUAUGAGUUACCUCUUUUAACAGUGGAUGCACUAGAUAGGAAAAUUAACAACUUCCUCAGGAGAUGGCUGGCGGUCCCAAGAAACUUCUCCUCCAUCUUCCUGUACAGCACAGACAGCAAGCUGCAGCUGCCAUUUUUGGUAGAGGAGUACAAGGCAACAAAAGCACGUCAGGCUAUGAUGCUGCGGGACAGCAAGGAUGAGAGGGUUCGCCAGGCAGAGAUUGAGGUCAAAACAGGUCGCAAGUGGUCAGCUAGCAGAGCGCUCACGGAGGCGGAGGAACGGCUGCAACACGCUGACAUCGUUGGGUCGGUAAACCAAGGCAGGCUGGGUCUGGGAUGCACAACCAGGCCAAGCUGGAAGAAAGCAGGUCCAGAGGAGCUUCGUGGCAUGGUGCAGAGGGCGGUCCGAAAGGCUAAGGAAGAAAGCAGGUAUGUCAGAGCUGUAGCCAGGAAAGAAACAGGGCAGCUGGACAUGCGUGCGAGAGAGGGCACUCACCUGGCAAGACAUCUGGAAUAUGGAAGGGCAGCGGAUUACGUUUCUGCUUCUCUCUGUGUAUGAUGUGUUGCCCACACCAACAAACCUCCACACAUGGGGGUUGGCAGAGAGCCCCACCUGCACACUAUGUGGAUGACCAGCCAACCUGGAGCACAUUUCCUCUUGACAAGCAGGUCUGACCGAUGAAAAAUUCAGGUGGCGACCAAAUACUUACUCAGGACUGGCCACGGGACUGGAGCAAGCAAGGAGAAAGCCAAAACAUCUCACUCAGGGCACCUGUUUCAUCCACUUCCUGUUUCAGGAGAGAGCGCAGCAAAGGGAACAAGGACCAAAGGGAUCCUUGCCACAGCAGGUGACUGGAAGAUGUGGGCCAACUUCAAGAAGCAGCUCCAAUUCCCAGAGAUGAUAGCCAGCACAAGCCUCAGACCAGAUAUUGUUCUCUGGUCUACAGGCACCAAGCAUGUGGUCCUCAUCGAGCUCACAGUGCCCUGGGAGGAGAGGAUAGAGGAGGCACAUGAGCGGAAGCUUGAGAAAUACCAGUCCCUCAUCAUUGAGUCAGCAGAAUUGAUGGAGAGUCUGGAAUCUACCAGUUGAGGUCGGCUGCAGGGGCUUCGCAGGCCAAUCACUCUGGAGAGCCCUGGGGCUGCUCAGCAUGGAAGGAGUGGCAAGGAAGAAGCUAGUGGCUGACGUCAGCAAGCAGGCAGAAGUGGAAUCCCGUUGGAUCUGGCUGAAGAUUAAUACCAGGGAUCAAUGGUAAGAUGGAAAUCAAGAUGAAAGUUAGGUUGUUGUCAAUCAAUAUGUAUUGUUGCAUAACACAUGGCAAUGCACAGAACGGAUUUACAGUUCAGAUACUGUGAGAUGUUUUAGUGCCGAGAUGUUGGCUGUGUGCUACUGCUGUCUUUAUACUAAUUUGGUGGUCUGUUGGAGAAACACAGAGGAAGUGUUUCAGUGUUUUGGUUGCAGUUGUUUUUGUUCAGGCUUAUUUUCCCAAUAUACUGUACAUGUGUGGGUUUGGGCUAUUUGUGUCUGUGUUGUAGACAAUGUAGUAGGUGUGAAGGCAUGCUGGAGUCUUUCCUGUAACAGGCAGAGCUGAUAAAUACACUUCUAGAUGAGAGAUGUGGUUAGCACAUUAGAGCAGAGGAAGAACAGAAACACAAAAGCAGUGAUGAGGAAACGUUGUCAGUAAUGCAAGAUGACAGGCCUGGCUGAACACCCCGCUGUUAGUGCCGGCAAGCUGACCAAAAGUAUUUUAGCAGCUGUUUUCCUCCUGUGUGAGAAAACAGAGUGGUCAAAUUCCACCCAAAUUAGUAGGUCUAUCGGUAUCCAAAAACGAAGUGCUGAGUGUUGAUUGAUUAAUUUCAGAGCACAUGCACAAAGACGUUACAUGUACAUGUGGUUGUUUCACAUGCCAGAGCAACACAGCUAUAGGAGCCUGCUUAUCAGGCUGUCAUAGACCAGAUGGCCUGCUGUAUGAAUUUCAAAUGUGCUUAUGAUACUCUCUGUCCCUGUCUCUCACCCCCUUGUCGCCGGGCCCUGCACCAUCUCAUCCAGGGGACAGCUGCCCCACACCAACCCCCCUCAGAGGUCUGGAUCCACCCCUGUUCACAGAGCCAUUGGAGGACUGCUCGGUGGAUGAAGGAAGUGACAUCACACUCCGAGGGGUUAUCACAGGAAGUCAGCCGAUCAGUGUGUCCUGGCUGCACAAUGGUGAGCUGAGAACAGGCCUUAUUCUCCAUGUCCUGCACAGAGUUUGGCUCUAUGCCAUUAGAAUUCAACUUUAUGAAUUUGACUUGGAAUUUGAAUAGAAAAUGUCAUUAAAAUCAAUGUCCACUAUGACAUUUUAUAUCCAUUGCCAAAUGGACUUGAACACCCAAACAACUAGCUAAUUUGAGGUAAAUAAAAAAACACAUUUGCGUCACUCUGCUGCCCUGCCCUGCUGCCCAGGUCGCAGUUGUAAUUGAGAACUUGUUCUCAACUGGCUUACCUGGUUAAAGGGAGGUAGCUCAGUUGGUAGAGCAUGGCGUUUGCAACGCCAGGGUUGUGGGUUCAAUUCCCACGGGGGGCCAGUAUGAAAAUAAAAAAUAAUAAUGUAUGCACUAACUGUAAGUCGCUCUGGAUAAGAGCGUCUGCUAAAUGACGUAAAAUGUAAAUGUUAAAUAAAGGUGAAAUAAAAAUAAAAGUAAAUGUUGCAAAUUAGUACAACCUUGUGAUGUUUUUUAGUUCUUUAUAUAUCACUACAUUUUAGUCAUUUAGCAGACGCUCUUAUCCAGACCGACUUACAGUUAGUGAGUGCAUACAUCAUUUUUUUAUUUUUCAUACUGGCCCCCCGUGGGAAUCGAACCCACAACCCUGGCGUUGCAAACGCCAUGUUCUACCAACUGAGCUACAUCCCUGCCGGCCAUUCCCUCCCCUACCCUGGGCCAAUUGUGCGCCACCCAAUGGGUCUCCCGGUCGCGGCCGGCUACGACAGAGCCUGGAUUCGAACCAGGAUCUCUAGUGGCACAGCUAGCACUGUGAUGCAGUGCCUUAGACCACUGCACCACUCGGGGGGGUCUAAGGAUAAGAAACUACUUUCAAGUGACACUGCUCACGCUCCAUUAACACCUUCAUUACAUUUUCAUUUUAGGACAGUGGGUGUUCACCCUCCCACAUACUCUGUUUUUCUCUCUCUAUGCUUCUCUCUAUUUCACAUUCAUACUCUCUGAGACGAACAGACACACACACUGAAGCUGAGGACUAGUGGCAGUGGCCUGAGCUCUGAGAGAGUGUUUCAUGUUGCUGUAUCUGGGUGUUCCUGUGGGCAGGUGAGGCUGUGUUUUUUGGGAUGCCCCUCUUCGAUGGCAGUGAGACUAGGCUGGUGGUGAGGGAGUGCCUACCUGAGGACGCGGGCGCCUACACCUGUGUGGCAGAGAACCGAGCGGGCAAGACCUCCAGCAGCGCAGCUGUGUGUGUGAGAGGUAAGACAACACACACACACAAUGCUGAAAUGAGCUCAGGUCACUGGCGUACCACACGCAGCCCCGCGAAACUGUAGUAUGCCACUGGCUCAGAUGGUACAGCCGGUGGCUUUAUUUUGCAUGAACACCAACAACACAAAGGGUUAACUGCACUGCAGUAAGAUUUUAGAUUCUGAUGUUGUGGUUUUUUCUUUUGUCCCUUCUGUAACGGGAUAUGAAACUGAAAUUGUCCCCUGAUGGAAACAAUCCAGACUUUGAGACUAUCUGCGGAGUCCUAAACUCAACUUCACACACUUCCCCUCCCCUCAACAACAGCAUUAUGGAAAACAGAGGCUCAAAGUUACUUCUGUCAUCCAACAAUGACAGUGUCUUCAGACAAUCCAGCUCCCCAACUAGCUCGAACACCCCGAGCCCAGGAGGAACCCGAAAAGGUAAAACAUGAACUCAUUAGAGACGAUCUCUUAUACACUGAGUGUACAAAACAUUAGGAACACCUUCCUAAUAUUGAGUUGACCCCCUUUUGUCCUCAGAACUGCCUCAAUUAGAUGGGGCAUGGACUCUACAAGGUUUCAAAAGCGUUCCACAGGGAUGCUGGCCCAUGUUGACUCCAAUGCUUCCCACAGUUGUGUGAAGUUGGCUGGAUGUCCUUCGGGUGGUGGACCAUUCUUGACACACACGGGAAACUGUUGAGCGUGAAAAACCCAGCAGUGUUGCAGUUCUUGACACAUUCAAACUGGUGCACCUGGCACCUACCAUACCCCGUUCAAAGGCACUUAAAUAUUUUGUCUUGCCCAUUCACCCUCUGAAUGGCACAUACACAAUCCAUGUCUCAAUUGUCUCAAGGCUUAAAAAUCCUUCUUUAACCUGCCUCCUCCCCUUCAUCUACACUAUUUGAAGCGGAUUUAACAAGUGACAUCAAUAAGGGAUCAUAGCUGUCAUCUGGAUUCACCUGGUCAGUCUAUGUCAUGAAAAGCGCAGAUGUUCAUAAUGUUUUGUACACUCAGUGUAUAUAUCUUUCAUAUUGUAUACAUCUCUUUAAAGCAGGCAAGGUUAUUUUUACAAAAAUGCUACAUUUACUUUUGGCUCAUUUUCAAAGACAUGAAUAUGCUUUCUGUCCAACACACUAUGGGUUAUUACCUGGUUAUGGUUCAUAUGAACCACAUCAGUCAUAUUUGGGCAUUAAUCACUUCAACCAUUCAAUGCUUAGUUCAACAAAGGAGUCUCUGUAUGGAAGUCCCAUCCAGCUGACUGCCUUUGCACCGUUUCCCUUGUUCUGUAUUACAAUGCUGCUUUGAUCUGCUCUCUCACCGCUCUCUGUACAGCACCAUGUAGGGGAAGAGACAGUCCACUGUAGCAUAGUUAAACCUAGAGACAGUGGGUGUGUCCGAAUACCCAUACUAGCGUACUACAAACUAAAACUGCAUACUCAUUUCGACGUUUCAACUAGUAGAAUUCACUCAUCUUUACCGACUCAUGUGUUUGACAACAGCUGAUAAUCAAAUAAAUUGACCUCGCUGUACCAAAGUGAACGAAUGACGAGAGUCAAUGCAAUCGCGCAUUAGAUGACAAAAUGUCACAUACUAUAAGACAUUAUUUUUUUAGGAAACUAUUUAGUACGCUGGUAUGGGUACUACAAAAACUGUAAUUGCUAAUUUGCUACGUGAGGCUUAUUUGAUCGAAUAGUAGUUUUGCAAUGGUUAGGUUGUUAUGAAUCCACUGAUAAGUGGACACACGUGGCAUUUUCGGCAACUCACCCCAAAAUUACCAGUUGUUCCAGUUGUCAUAGAGAUAAAGGACUCAUCAUGGAAAUAACCCAUUUUAGCAUGGACGUUGCCAUUGAGGGCUUCCACCAUUUUAAACUAGUCAACUGGGUGGGGAUUCCUAUGCAUUGGGAGCAAUCAGCCAAUGAUGAAGGAAAUGUACUACUUUAAAAUGGAGAUGCCAAUGCUGUCACAGACACUAUAAUGGCACAGAUAAAAAGAUGAGCCCUCUAUUUAUCUCUAUGGCUUGGUGUUCACACGCAUAUCUGCCUUCUCAUUGGCUAGAAUGGUCCCACCUGAUCUCGCCUCCUCCCGUCUGGCUUCCAUAUUUGAGGACAUCUAUUUCCAUUGUUAGAGCGUUCACUCGAAUAUCUUGUCAAUAUAAUAGACAAUCUUUGGUAAUGGUCCAGAGAGAGCUUAGCCACGCCCUCCCCACACCCCUAUCACUAACUACCUGCACCUGUGAUCUCAUCUCGCCUCACCUCCAUUCCACCAGUCUCCACAGAAGUCACGCCAAAGAAGAGAGCCAGCUCAGGGACAGGUAAGAUACACACUAGUCUUUCUCUCUCCCUUCCUCUGUGAGCAAGCCAAGAGCUGCACCUGUCUCUGUCUCUCGUUCAAUGCAUUUAUUCUGUAUGACAUUUCCAGUUGCUGUCCUUGCUUUCAUCUAUUGUGUUUAUAUCAACCCACAGCUUUUAAAUCAUAUUGUCGUCCAGCCUCAGAUACUAGAACUACACAUUUAGUUUGACCCUUUGUACUCUUCUGUAUUGUCAGGGUGUGUUGUGUUGCUGUAGUGAGGGACUUCGCUCUGGUCUGGGUAAGGCUAGAGUGUUAUUGUGUAUGAACUGGGUAAGGGUGUUACCAGGUAGACCCAUAAAAGCAUGUAUAGUUCACGCGGGCCACCAGUUGCCCAUCCCUGACUUAAUUGCAUACGUUUGUGUAGAUAACUUGUAACUUUGUCACUAGAUGGUGUAGGUUUACGUCGUUCAGUGGAUUGCACAGAAGCUGAUUUGUCAUAACUUAAUGUAUGCUGACUGUCCACUCUUAUCAGUUGCCUCUAAUCUGUGUGUAAGAAAGAGGAAAGUUGUUUACAAGUAGACCGGUAACUGAAUAAUUUUAUUCAAUUUGAAAUGGAGUGAUUAAUAUAGAGCUAUUUGUUAGGCUAGAUGGACAUCAGUUGAAUGCAUUCCAUGGGAGGUUUUGUGACGUCAGUCCUACUUGUCUCAAAGAGAAAGUGCUUUAUACACUCACACCAAUUAAAACACAAGUGCAGCUUUAUCUUAGUGGUUCUAGUCAAAUCUACCAUACUGCCAUACUGAUUUGACUACUGACUGGAAAGAGGCUGUAUCCACAAAGCCCUUCGGGCUUUGCUCUUAAAAGGAAUGAUCUUCUGUAAUGUAAUGUCAGGGUUAUAAGGAAGUUAUCUGUACGUGGUUAUGAAUUAUAUCUAACCAUUUAUCUUCAGCAUACUUGAUAACAGUAUUGACAAUUCAUUUACAUUGAAAAUGAGUGUUUGGUCUGUAUGCUUGACCAUGUUAUGUACUAGUGUGUAGGCGUUUGUAGUUGAACUUGUUGGAUACUCAUGGUCUCAUAAGGACUGCUCCUACUUGUGUGGUAUGUCAUCUGUGUUUGGUCAUGAAAUCCUGCCUUUGUUUUCGGUUGAUACAUCAGGCCCACCAUGAAUCGUGGUAGUAAGGGUUGCUAGUGAUGAGAGGAACUUGCGCGCGUGUGCACAGACAGACAGACCUACAGACAGACGUAACCACGCAAACACACAUACACAACAGUGUACUAACAAACAGAACCACUCACACACAUACAAUAACACUUACAUGUACAAAAACAAACAUAGUUGUUCUCACACACAGUUAAUAAUGUUUUGUACCCAAAUCAUUCUUGUGGCCCCUAGUCAAAACUCUGAAGUUGGUUUUACCCUGUCUUUCACAGCCUCGUUGCAGUUUAAAGAUCCCCCGUCCCUCAUUGAGGCACGGCUAGGAGAGACAGCCCAUCUGACGUGUGUGUUCAGUGGCAGUCCCCCUGUGGUGUCCUGCUGGAUACGAAAUAAAGAACCGGUACCAAUAUUAUUUUAUUAUUAUAUCAUUUUCGAAUGAGUGAACAAAUAUCACUAGCCUUCUUUUCGCAGCCUUCUGAACAUGUGAGUGUACAGGUUGUGUCUUUCUUUGUCUAACUCACUCUCUCUGUAGGUUGUAGAUGGGUCUGAGUUGUGGGUAGAGAGCAGUGAUCAGAGCAGUACGUUGGUGAUAGCAGAGCCAGGACCUGAGCACGCAGGACGCUACACCAUUGUAGUACGAGACCGCAAGAGCUCGGCGCAGCAUACCGUCGUUCUUUCUGUCAUAGGUAAAUAACACACCCAAAACAUUUCUGUGCUUUGUGUGUUUUUCUGCCAAACCUGUUUGUAACCUGUACCGUGUCUUCCUGGUCCCAGAGCGGCCCCAGUCCCCAGCCUCCAGCCCUGUGGUGUCUCUCCUCUCUGUCUCUCCUCUCUGUUUGGUCCUGUCCUGGUCUGGGCCCUGCUACGACGGAGGCAGUGCUGUCCUGGGCUACGUGGUAGAGGUGAGGAGAAAAGGCCCCGCUGAGUCUGGGGACUGGAGUGAGCUCACAGCCCAUUGCAAGAGCACCUCUUACAAGGUGCGCUCCGUGCUUGAGCCCCAGGCAGAGUACUGCUUCCGGGUGAGGGCCUACAACGUGGUGGGGGUGAGCGAGCCCAGUGAGGAGUCUCAGCUUAUCAAGAUGGAGCAGAAAGGUGAGCCAUGUCAGUAUCUAGUUGAUUGGUUCCAGCAGCAGUAGUAUACUGUGAACUUCAUCAUGUGUGGCUGUAUACUGUGUGGCUCAGUUGGUAGAGCAUGGCGCUUGCAAUGCCAGGGUUGUGGGUUUGAUUCCCACGGGGGACCAGUACUGUAAGUCGCUCUGGAUAAGAGUGUCUGCUAAAUGACUAAAAUGUUAAUCUAGCUUGUUUAUCACAUGGACUUCAUGCCUUCAGCUGCAGACAGGAACACAUUGACAGGAUUUUUCGGUCUGUUUCCUAUAGAUUUGUAUCAACAGCGUGCAAUAGGUGCAUCGUUUCAUGCUGCCUAUCUGAUGACUGACAGCUCAAAUGUCUGUCUCUGUGUGUGAUCUGUAGCUGAGCCACAAGAGGAGGAGUCUCCUCGGACAUAUGAGGACGUCACUAUCGACUCCACCCACAAGGUCACUGAUCACUACAAUGUACUGGAGAAACUGGGAGUGUGAGUAUCUCCCAUGAAACAUUACACAAAACACACAUUGAAUACUUUAAUGUUCACAACAAAACACACACACAUGCCUGUGUGUGAUGCAGUGUAGCUAACAAAAUGAGUUAAACUUACUGCCCCCAGAUCGGCAGGUUAGCGAUAAUCUCUCUUAUUCUCGUGUAGGUUCAUUGACAAAAACAAAAAUGUAUGUUCAUCUACAGGUAAGGAACACUCACUAUCUUGUUUAAUGCCAGCUCUUGUUCACAAGGUUUUUCAAGCGAAACAAAUGGUUCCCUCCUCUCUGAAAUGUCAAAGUCAUGGCUGAUCUGGCCUUGACAAAAACACUUGUUGAUUCAGUGUUCAGUGAACAGAGAGAGGAGAGGAGAAUAUCGCUGGGCCUGCCAAGUCACAGAGCAUGGAGGAGAGAAGUGUUCAAACAGACAGACCAUAUAGCAACACUGAUCAGCUCCGUUUAGUCAGAAUGAGGGAUGUGGUUUAAUUUUCUGACCCAUUCACUCUACCAUUUCUUUACAUGUGUAUGUAUCUCCACUAACACCUAACUCUAGCUCUCCGUCCUCUGAACUCAUACAGUAUGAAGGCAGAGAGUUGUCUAAGUGAUUUUAGUGGUUAGGACCAUAUAAAUAUAAUCUCUUCAUUCUAGUUCUGUAGUUGAGACCCUGAGUUUUUCCUGACAAUGACCUGACCAGGAAAACCCCAGAGUUUUUCCUGGUCAGGUCACAUGGUCAGGGAAAACUCAGAGAAAGCAACCCUUCCUCUACAUUCCUGAGUAGAUCUAGGUCAGAUCUCUAGUUAGCUCAGAUCUCCAGAUGGAGGAAGUGGGUCUGAAGCCAUGAUUAUACAUGGGCUUUACAGACGGUUUGGCACCGAUUACCAUUGCAUUAUGGUCCAUGGGGUUCACAGCUCUGUGUGUCUAUGUACAGUACCAGUCAGAAGUUUGGACACACCUACUCAUUCAAGGGUUUUUCUUUAUUUGUACUAUUUCCUACAUUGUAGAAUAAUAGUGAAGACAUCAAAACUAUAAAUUAACACAUAUGAAAUCAUGUAGUAACCAAAAAAGUGUUAAACAAAUGAAAAUAUAUUUGAGAUUCUUCAAAGUAGCCACCCUUUGCCUUGAUGACAGCUUUGCACACUCUUGGCAUUCUCUCAACCAGCUUCAUGAGGAAUGCUUCUCCAACAGUCUUGGAGGAGUUCCCACAUAUGCUUAGCACUUGUUGCCUGCUUUUCCUUCACUCUGCGGUCCAUCUUAUCCCAAACCAUCUCAAUUGGGUUGACGUUGGGUGAUUGUGGAGGCCAGGUCAUCUAAUGCAGCACUCCAUCACUCUCCUUCUUGGUCAAAUAGCCCUUACACAGCCUGGAGGUUUGCUUUGGGUCAUUGUCCUGUUGAAAAACAAAUUAUAGUCCCACUAAGCGCAAACCAGAUGGGAAGGCGUAUCGCUGCAGAACGCUGUGGUAGCCAUGCUGGUUAAGUGUGCCUUGAAUUCUAAAUAAAUCACAGACAGUGUCACCAGCAAAGCAACCCACACCAUCACACCUCCUCGUCCAUGCUUCACGGUGGGACCAUACAUGCAGAGAUCAUCCGUUCACCUACGCGGUUGGAACCAGAAAUCUCAAAUUUGGACUCAUCAGACCAAAGGACAGAUUUCCACUGGUCUAAUGUCCAUUGCUCAUGUUUCUUGGCCCAAGCAAGUCUCUUCUUCUUAUUGGUGUCCUUUAGUAGUGGUUUCUUUGCAGCAAUUUGACCAUGAAGGCCUGAUUCACGCAGUCUCCUCUGAACAGUUGAUGUUGAGAUGUGUCUGUUACUUGAACUCUGUGAAGCAUUUAUUUGGGCUGCAAUCUGAGGUGCAGUUAACGCUAAUGAAUUUAUCCUCUGCAGCAGAGGUAACUCUGGGUCUUCCAUUCCUGUGGCGGUCCUCAUGAGAGCCAGUUUCAUCAUAGUUCUUGACUGUUUUUGUGACUGCACUUGAAGAUACUUUCAAAGUUCUUGAAAUUUUCCAGAUUGACUGACCUUAAUGUCUUAAAAUAAUGAUGGACUGUCGUUUCUCUUUGCUUAUUUGAGCUGUUCUUGCCACAAUAUGGACUUGGUCUUUUACCAAAUAGGGCUAUCUUCUGUAUUCCCCCUUACCUUGUCACAACACAACUGAUUGGCUCAAACGCAUUAAGAAGGAAAUAAAUUCCACAAAUUAACUUUUAAUAAGGCACACCUGUCAAUUUAAAUGCAUUCCAGGUGACUACCUCAUGAAGCUGGUUGAAAAAAUGGCAAGAGUGUGCAAAGCUGUCAUCAAGGCAAAGGGUGGCUACUUUAAAGAAUCUCACGAGCCCAUUCAAUUUGAGUAUUUAUAAAUGUUUUGGGGAAAUUAUUAUUAUGGGUUAAAAAAACACUCCAGGCUACUCUUGAACGUCUAAAACUAGAUAGAAAGUUUGUAGAUGUCACGCUCUGACUUAUGGGACUCUAGUAUGUUGAGUCAGGGUGUGGAGUGCUAUGUUGUAUUUUCUAUGUUUACGUUCUAGGUGUUGUAGUUCUAUGUUUGGCCGGGUGUGAUUCCCAAUCAGAGACAGCUGUCGCUCGUUGUCUCUGAUUGGGGAGCAUACUUAGGCAGCCUAUUGGCAAUCAUUAGUUGUGGGAUCUUGUUUUGUGUUUAGCCUGAGGACUUCGCGUUACGUUGUUUUGUUCGUGUGUUUAUCGUUGAAAUAAACAUGUAUGCAUUUCACGCUGCGCCUUGGUCUGACCCGUCCUUAAACGAACGUGACAGUAGAAAUUAUAAUGGACCUAUAUAUUUUCAAGUAACUGCCCUUUUUCUGGACUGAAAAUUGAUUUUGACAAAACAAAUCGGUCCCCCAAAAAUCUGUGCGGCCCUCUGUUGAAUUUCGAAAUCCAGAUGUGGCCUUCGAGACAUUUUCCCACCCCUGGUCUAUAGAAUGUGUAUAUGAAGAUUGUACACACAUUCAUGUCAUCAUAGACUGAUUCUGCUUUGUAUGGACAAAAGUGUCUUAUCAAUCCAUGGCAUGUAUGGCAAUAUUAAUGCAAAGUACUCUACUAGCUCUGUGUAUGUGUAAAGCAGUUCAACUACUCUGUUGUCCAUACUUAUUCUUCUGUUGCCGCCUGUAGUGCCAAAACCGUAAAAGCUACCGACACCAAAACAACUUUAAAACGUGUCGGCUGACCCUCCGCGGUGUGCUUGGAAAACCUUUUUUUUAUACCACUUAUACUUUUCAGCGCCAUAGGCUUGAAUGGGAAGUAUUUGGCUAAGCCACUACUCUUGUACCGUUAAAGCUACCAAUACCAAAAUAACUUUAAAAUGUGCAGACUGGCACUUGUACUGUUGCUUGAGCAAAACAAUUAUACUACUUAUACUUUGCACACUACCACAAUAUUUGCAUUAAUCCCAAUGCAUUUCAGAGGCAAUAUAUUUGAAUAGGAAAAAUUACUACUAGUCCUCCACUGUUUUCAGCUAGAAACGUCAUUCAAACUUUAAAACGUGCAGACCGGUCUGGAAUAGGUUGCUUGUAUACUGACCGCAACUGCUGACCACACAACUACUGACAACACAACUACUGAAUCAUACAACUACUGACCACAACCACCCAACUACUGACCACAGCUACAAACACCACCCCAACGUUGACAUGUGCAGACUGACUCAAUUUAGAUGCCUUCAACACAGCUUUUUGCUGUCAUUCCUACUUCAUAAACUAUAAAGCUGGUUGUAUUCCCAUUCAUUUCAAUGGCGGAAUGCAGGCUUCAACAUUCAAAACUAAAAUCACUGCCACAACUUUCAGACAAAACAUUUUAAGAGCUUAAAAACACAUUAUAUGGCUUAUGAUGAUAGUACUCACUCUAGCCUACUAUACCAGCCUACUAUAACCCAUUAUAAUAACUCCACACCUACAACCAUUCCAAAAUAGGUCACUAUCACUAACCCGUAGCCUAUGAAAACCCUAUUUCUACCAUUAUUACUACAGCCUUCACUACAACUGCUUUCAUUACCAUGAAAAACACCUAAAGAGGAGCAAGCAAACCACAUUUUAUUCAGGAAAUGUCCUUUUCUAGUUAACAACGUGUAUCUGCUGUGACACUCCACAGGGGGAAGUUUGGCCAGGUGUUCAAACUGACCCACAAGGAGACGGGCCGUGUGUGUGCCGGGAAGUUCUAUAAGGGCCGGCGUGCCAAGGAGAGGGAGGCAGCCCGUAAAGAGAUAGAGCUGAUGAACUACCUGCACCACCCCAAACUGGUCCAGUGUCUGGGGGCCUAUGAUCUCAAGCCAGAGAUGGUCAUGGUCAUGGAGUUGUAAGUACAGUAUCUAGACAACAACCAUUGACCACAAUACAUGGCAGUGGAAGCCAUAGAGCCCUGUAGAAGUAAAUGCAUGAGGUCCGGUGUCACUAAUGUGAAUUGAGUUAAAUUGAAUUGAAUACAACUUAAAUUACAACCUUAUUGAUCCUGUGAUUGUUUGUGUAUGUGUGCAGCAUUGCUGGAGGUGAGCUGUUUGAGCGUAUAGUGGACGACAGCUUUGUGCACACAGAGCCGGCCAGUGUGCGCUACAUGCAGCAGAUCGUGGAGGGGAUCGGCUACAUGCACCAGCAGAACAUCGUCCACCUGGACCUGAAGCCUGAAAACAUAGUGUGUGUUGACCACACUGGCACGCGCAUCAAGAUCAUUGACUUUGGCCUGGCCAGCAAGCUGGGUGAGUGUGGGGCUGACUGAGGGACAGAGCCAAGGGUGUUGAAUGGUGCUGCAUGUUUUGGAAGCAUUGUUGGUUUGCAUUGCAACACCUGGAAAAUGAAUGAUGUCCCUGAAAAGAUUUAGAGCUCAAAUUUCUGCCUCUGUGUUCACUGUGAUAUAUGGGCUGUCUCAAAUGGUACCCUAUUACAGUGCUAUGAAAAAGUAUUUGCCCCCUUUCUAAUUGUCUCUACUUUUGCAUAUUUGUGAUACUGAAUGUUAUAAGAUCUUCAACCAAAACCUAAUAUUAGAUAAAGGGAACAUAAGUGAACAAAUAACACAACAAUUGCAUAUUUAUUUCAUAAACAAAGUUAUGCAACACCCAAUUCCCCUGUGUGAAAAAGAAAUUGCCCCCUUACACUCAAUAACUGGUUGUGCCACCUUUAGCUGCAAUGACUCCAUCCAAAUGCUUCCUGUAGUUGUUGAUCCGUCUCUCACGUCGCUGUGGAGGAAUUUUGGCCCACUCUUCCAUGUAGAACUGCUUUAACUCAGUGACGUGUGGGUUUCCAAGCAUGAACUGCUCGUUUUCAAGUCCUGCCACAACAUCUCAAUUGGGAUUAGGUCUGGACUUGGACUAGGCCAUUCCAAAAUGUCAAAUUUGUUGCUUUUUAGCAAUUUUCAUGUAGACUUGAUUGUGUGUUUUGGAUCAUUGUCUUGCUGCAUGACCCAGCUGCGCUUCAGCUUCAGCUCAUAGACGGAUGGUCUGACAUUCUCCUGUAGAAUUCUCUGAUACAGAGCAGAAUUCAUGGUUCCUUCUAUUAAGGCAAGUCGUCCAGGUCCUGAGGCAGCAAAGCAUCCCCAAACCAUCACACCACCACCACCAUGCUUGACCUUUGGUAUGAUGUUCUUACUGUGGAAUGCAGAGUUUGAUUUUCACCAGGCAUUACUGGAACCAUGUUGUCCAAAAAGUUAUACUUUUGACUCAUCUGUCCAUAGAACGUUCUUCCAAGAGUCUUGAUGAUCAUCCAGGUGUUUUUUGGCAAACUUGAGUCAACUUUUUGGACGAGAUGGGUCCCAUUAUGCCUGGCGAAAACCAAACACUGCAUUCCACAGUAAGAACAUCAUACCAAAGGUCAAGCAUGGUGGUGGUGGUGUGAUGGUUUGGGGAUGCUCUGCUGCCUCAGGACCUGUACGACUUGCCUUAAUAGAAGGAACCAUGAAUUCUGCUCUGUAUCAGAGAAUUCUACAGGAGAAUGUCAGACCAUACGUCUGUGAGCUGAAGCUGAAGCGCAGCUGGGUCAUGCAGCAAGACAAUGAUCCAAAACACACAAUCAAGUCUACAUGAAAAUUGCUAAAAAGCAACAAAUUGGAAGUUUUGGAAUGGCCUAGUCAAAGUCCAGACCUAAUCCCAAUUGAGAUAUUGUGGCAGGACUUGAAACGAGCAGUUCAUGCUUGAAAACCCACACGUCACUGAGUUAAAGCAGUUCUGCAUGGAAGAGUGGGCCAAUAUUCCUCCACAGCGACGUGAGAGACUGAUCAACAACUACAGGAAGCAUUUGGUUGGAGUCAUUGCAGCUAAAGGUGGCACAACCAGUUAUUGAGUGUAAGGGGGCAAUUACUUUUUCACACAGGGGAAUUGGGUGUUGCAUAACUUUGUUUAUGAAAUAAAUAUGUAAUUGUUGUGUUAUUUGUUCACUUAUGUUCCCUUUAUCUAAUAUUAGGUUUGGUUGAAGAUCUGAUAACAUUCAGUAUCACAAAUAUGCAAAAGUAGAGAAAAUUAGAAAGGGGGCAAAUACUUUUUCAUAGCACUGUACCUAUAUAGUGAAUAACUUUUGAUAAGGGCCCAUAGGGCUCUGUUAGAAAGGUCCUGGUCAAAAUUAGUGCACUGUGUAGGGAAUAGGGUGCCAUUUGGGAUGAAGGGAUGCAACCUCAUUAUCCUGAGGUGUUGUCUGUCCUCCAGACCCCUCCACUCCCCUGAAGGUGAUGCACGGGACACCAGAGUUUGUGGCUCCAGAGGUGAUCGGCUAUGAGACUGUUAGCUUAGCUACAGACAUGUGGAGCAUUGGAGUCAUCUGCUACAUAUUGUGAGUACUAAGGCACUUUUCUGUUUCAUUCAUUCUCAAUUAGACAUCCUUCUUCUCUGCCUACAACAGGGCUUGACAAACUGUAGCUUUUCUGCCACCUAGUGGCCAUACAUUUAUAUUGCUCAUAUAUCAAGUUCAAACGCGUGUGUGUGUACAUGCGUGUGUGUGGUGUGUGUCUGUGCAUGCGUGUGUGUGUUCAGACUGAGUGGCGAGUCUCCCUUCCAGGGUAACAGUGAGGCAGAGACCCUGGCCUUGGUAACUGGUGCUCAGUGGGAGUUUGACGAGGAGAGCUUCGAAGAGAUCACUGACCAGGCCAAAGACUUCAUUAGCUCCCUGCUCAACAAGGAACCAAGGUCUGGGACAACACCAUAUACCAUAUACCUGUCUAUGGAUGAGCCUAGCCCUCAAGGACCUGCCCUCGAUGUCUCCCCUCUAACCCUCCCUGUUUUGCCUCUUAGCCUCCCUGUCUCCCCUCUAACCCUCUCUGUCUGUCCCCACCCAGGCGCAGGAUAUCCUGUGAGGAGGCUCUGGUCCACUCCUGGAUAGCUGAGCCCAUCUCAGCAGACCCCAGGACCACCAAGUGUCUCUCCAAGGAGAAGAUGAAGAGGUACCUCGCCAAGCAGAAGUGGAAGGUAGGUAGUGGGUUCCCCACCAAAAUUAUACUUUGUAUUUUAGUACAUUUCAGUUCUUUCAUUAUUUCAUCAUCCCCCGGUAGGUGUGUGAAACCCAUUGACUGAAGCCUCUCUGUGUAUCUCCUGUAGAAAACAGGGAAGGCCCUGCUGGCGCUGAAGAGGAUGGCUCUGUUGUCUAAAGCCGAUGGGUCUGGCUCUCCCACCGCUCCUGCAGAAGGUGAGACCUCCCGCCAUACUUCCAAAGCCUGCCAUACUCAAUCCAAACCAUGUCACUUUUUCUCCUAUUAUUUUAGGCUCGUAACCCUACCAUUCCUCAUGUGAUAAAUGACCCUGUUUGCCCGGUCAACCAGAUGAGAGCUACGCAUACCAUUGGUUCACUUGUGCUCAGUCUGGCUGACCAGUCUAUGACUCUGCUGUGAGCCUUGACCCUGUGUCUGACCCCUGACAGACAGUCCCCUGAGUCCUGAGGCAGAGCAGGCCCUGCGGUCUCUAGAGGUCAAACUCCAGGGGGUGCCCCAGUUCUCCCUGACCCUAACGGACCAGACAGCCUCCCAGGGCUCCACCGCCCGCCUCUCCUGUCACCUCACAGGUACCUACCUAUACACUGAUUUACACUACAAAAGGCUUCCACAUGUUUGGUUGACCGAAUUAUACAUUUUCACUAAGUUUCAGCUGGUGCUUGUAAAGAUUUUAAAUGCUUUGUUUUAAAGUUGGACAUUGAUUAAGAGCAAUCAUGCCUAACUAACUCCCUUGUUCAAGGACGCACAGCUGCAUCCUGCUGUGUAAAACACUUAAAGCUUUUCAAGUAGUUAGUGUGUAAGUGUUACAUUCCAUUUCCUGAGCUCUUGUCAUUGGCUGUUUCCUCUCUCUCUCCCCCCUCUGAUCCCUUCUCUGACCUCUCCUUUCAGGGUACCCUGACCCAGAGGUGGUGUGGUUGAGGGGUGAGGAGCCUCUGGAGGAGUCAUCCCGGGUGCAGAUAGAGUAUGAAGAGGAUGGGCUCUGCACCCUGGUCCUGGCCCAAGUUGGGCCAGAGGACUCUGAUAUUUACACCUGUAGGGCCACCAACGACCAGGGGGAGGCACUGUGUUCAGCCAAACUCAUAGUAAAGGAAUAUGUUUGGUCAGAACUGUGAAUACAUAUCGAAACACAAACAAGCAGAAAUUCAGACACCCAUGUUUGUGAAAUGUCUUUCAAACAUUCCAGAAAAUGUUGUAUAGCGCUUGAACCACUAAACUCUGUACAUUGCGGCUCUUGUGAAACAAUUCUCUGAUUUCAGAUCGAAAAACCUCUAAGUCCUACUAGUUAUUUUGGACAUAUGUACGGUUUUGAAAAGAAUAACCCUGUGAAUUAAGACUACUGUGAAUAGAGUAAGUGUCUUAAUAAUAAAGGAAUAUUUUUGCACCAAGUAUGGAUGGUAAACAUUUGACAGAUGUAAGUUUAAUGUACCACCCAUACACAAAAAAUGUAUGCACGCAUGACUGUAAGUCGCUUUGGAUAAAAGCGUCUGCUAAAUGGCAUAUUAUUAUUUAUUAUUAAUGUGCAUGUAUUGUAACCGCUAUGAAUUUGGAAGUCUUUUUUUCUUUAUCUCAGUGAAAGUUUACUGUACAAAAAAUGUUUAGUUGCCUCUAAGACCAAUGGCUUUUUAUUUUGACAGUUAUGUCCACCAGAUGACAGCAUAUUCUUUUGUGAAAGAGUAUGGCUUGUGGUGGAACAGCAGCCUUGUGGAAAGUGUGACAAUAAAAGAUAGGAAGCAUAUAAUUCUACUGCAUUAUAACCUCACUGUGUGCUACAGAUUACUAUUUUAUGUCUACUAAUUUAAGGACUGGAUUCAAUCCAUAUCGGUUAAAAUCUGCGCUGUAGCGUGCUUGAAAUUAUGCAG
This is a messenger RNA of Coregonus sp. 'balchen', 19314 nucleotides long. The record is from the annotation of a GenBank genome assembly. NCBI's taxonomy places the organism in Eukaryota, Metazoa, Chordata, Actinopteri, Salmoniformes, Salmonidae.